Messenger RNA from Fragaria vesca subsp. vesca, 1044 nucleotides. RefSeq lists its product as uncharacterized. The transcript has 2 exons. Bases 136 to 651 code for a protein of 171 amino acids. The record is from RefSeq and is a predicted model, not a curated record. NCBI's taxonomy places the organism in Eukaryota, Viridiplantae, Streptophyta, Magnoliopsida, Rosales, Rosaceae.
CGCGUGGAGUAGAGUGCCUUACUCGCGACACAUUCAAAUUGACUCAUUCAAGAACAUCAUCCGACCAAAACCCAAAGUCCCAGAGCAGCCCACUGAUAUUAAGAGACACAACAAGGUGUUCGUUAAGUUCCACAUAUGGCAGACAACAACGAGGAAGAACAAGACGCAGCACCGCCGCCCUCGUAUUACUUGGUGUUCCUCAGAAUCAUGAGCAAAAGGAGAACCUGGGUAUGUAUUUUUGUGCUGGUCUAUGCGAUCCUCUUAACUAGCUCUUGGAAUUUCCUCAAAUCCAUACUCUCGUGGUACAAAUUACAAGGCCUGCCUUCGCCGUCGUCAUCUGGGUGGCCGGCCCUCUACGCCUCCGUGCUGCUCGGCGCGGUUUUCGGGCUGCUCUCCAUGUUUGCAGCGCUGGCGGUGUUGGUGCCCGCCACCUUGGUGACUUGGAUUGCGAUUGUGGUUCUCUUGGCCUUUUUUGGGAAGCCCAGGAGGGCUUUGGUCGUCGAAGGCAGGAAGAUUACUAGGGAGAUUGUGGUGAUUGUGUUCAAGAUUUUGUUGAAGGAGGGCAAUUUGGUGGCUGCUGUUUGUGCUGUUUUGGGCUAUUUUGCCCUUUUCAGGAGGAAUAGUAAUGCUACUCCAGACCUCAUUGACUGAAUCUUUGCUAAUUUUGGUGGUUGUGGAGGAGAUUUCAAGGCUUUGUUCAGGUUUUGGUAUAGUUUCCCUUUCUCCCUGUGAGGAUUGAGAGAGGGUAAAGCUCUGACCUCUGCUGUAACAGUUCACUUGUUUUAAUUCUAUUUUGUCAUCUCUCACUAGUUUGUGUAAUCUGGUAUCUUUCUUCUUCCCCAAUCCAUCAAUUUUGUACCCUAUAGUUUUCAUAGCAAGGGUGAAUGAAUGCUUCCACGUGAUUUCUAGUUUUAGCAGGAGUUGCAAUAGUAGUUCAAUUGUGCAAGGAAGCAAUUCUGCUCACAAAUAUAAGUAGUAGCUGCUUAUGAAGUAUUUUGAUUAGAUACUACCCAAUUUAAUGUUUUGAUGAUCUGGUUUAGCAUG